GGCAAUUACAAUUGCAGUGAAGCUCCUAAUCGCUAGGACGAUGAGUGAGUUUAAUGCCAGAAUCUACCAUCAGUAGCCCUCAAAAUGAUGAACCCUAUCCGAUAUGUAUUUAUUGGACUGCUUCUUUGUUCGUUUAUUUCGCAAAAUGAUGUAGGACCUACGGUCAAACAUGUACUUGAGUACAUGUACACACGCUUCAAUUCCUCCCACUAUGAAGUCGCUGGGUUGUUGGAUGGAGAACUGGUGGACUUCUACAGCAGUGCCCUCAAGUCCCCUGUACCUAAAAAAAGCUGGAAUGAAGAAAAUACAAGCUUUGGAUAUAAUGACUGGCAAGAAAUUCUUUCAGCUCGACAGGAAGUUAAUACGUAUUUUUUAUCCAGUGCUGUAGACCUGAGGAGGCACUUUGUAAACAAUCCCUUAAGUGGUGAUAUUGUGCAGAUGAAACUUGGUUGUACUGUGGAUAUAACCAUCAUUGAAAGCAAAAAAACAGAGAAAGCCGUUGGCUUUGCUGAGUUUGCCUAUGAUGGAAACACAUUGCUGUUCCUCAGUGAUAACUCAAGUAUGUGGAUCCCAAAAGAUGAAUAUGCUCAUGAUAUUCAUGAUAUCGUACACAAAUGGAACACGCAAAGCAUGAAAGACCACUUGACCAACUUUGUGAAUGUGGACUGUCCAGUGGCACUUGAUCGUUUCCGAUUAUUAGAGCGCACAAACUCAUCUGCUCCAAAGGUCUACACUGUCCCUGGUGGCUCUUUAAAACCUGGGUUGAUCAACCUGACCUGUUUAAUUACUGGAUCCUAUCCAAAGUCGUCACCCAUUGAGAUGAACCUGUUUAGGGACAACAUCCUCCUAACAGAGAUGGAGGGUGUCCAUUCCUCAGGAGUCAGACCUAACGAAGACCACACCUACCAGCUGAGGAAGACGGUGAGGAUCGACACCGCCGAGUCUGUCGUUUAUCGAUGUGAUGUCAAUCAUAAAAGCUUCCCUAAACCCCGGAAUUACACUUGGGAGAUGAAAAAACAAGAGGGAUCAAAUAUUCAAAUUUACAUUGGACUAUGCAUAUUGUUGCUUUUCCUAUGCUUUGUACUGUUUUUCAAAAACAGAUGGAGAUCUGAGCCUAAUAGAAAUUUGGCUGAUCAAGGAGGUGAUGCCACUUCUGUCGAUCUGUCCUCUGAGAGAGAUGUUCUUACAAAUGCACCCGAUGCUGAAGGUGAAAACGACGAAGCCUAUGGAAGUCGUGGAAGCUCUGCGACUCCUGUGGUGGGCCGGGCGCAGUGCACGCUGACCAGGUUGCCAGGUGUACGGUGUUUCCUCCGACACAUUGGUGCGGCUGGCUUCCGGGUUGGAUGUGCAUUGUGUUAAGAAGCAGGUUGGGUCGUGUUUCGGAGGACGCAUCUCGACCUUCGCCUCUCCAGAGUCCGUACGGGAGUUGCAGCGAUGAGACAAGAUUGUAACUACUACCAAUUGGAUACCACGAAAUUGGGAGAAAAAAAAAUCAUUUUUAUUUAUCAAUUAGCAGCCAAGCACCAACUAUCAUGUCAGCAUGGGACAAACAUCUACAUUAGAAAACACUUUUCAUGCAAAGAUGUGCUGUAUUUAAUUAUGCCUCACUAUGUUCCCAUCCAACAGCAUUGCCUACAAAUAAUAAUUAUUGAUAUUUAACCUAUUGGAAAUUACCAUUAAGCUCAUCGCCGUGCACUUUCACCAUCCUGUGAAGUUCAUCUUAAUUAAUUUCAUCUGUAGCCUAAUUUAACCCUUCAUGCUUUUCCAAGUCAUAGUGGGAGGACCACAACAUAGCAUCACGUGACUGCAAAUAUAUAGUGACAAUUGCUGUUUUCCAUCAGGGCCGUCUUGAACUUUUUAUCUGACAGGUUCUUUACUUGCAUAUAAUUGGUUGGAUGGGAACAUAGUGAGGCAUAAUUAAAUACAGCACAUCUUUGCAUGAAAAGUGUUUUCUAAUGUAGAUGUUUUUCCCAUGCUGCCAAUCAUAAUAGUUACAAAUAUAAAUUAAUAAUCAACAAACAUUUUUUAUUGACUGACAGGCCUAGUUCUUAUAUUAGUGCUAUAGUAGCCCAUUAACAAAUCUUUCUUCCAUUCUCUCAGAUUCAGACCUGUCACAGAUUCAAAUAACCUAAUUGGAAUUCACCACAGACCCAGCUGACAGCUAGUACAGGGUCUUAAGUAGGUACUUUGAAACACUCUUAUCCGAUUGUCAAUUUCCAAGCGUUUUACGUGCCAACUGAAGAAAACCCAGAGUUUAUAAUUAUGCAUUACCUCUGCCUGGGAUCAAGUUACCAGAGGUAACUGACUACAAGAGGAGACGCUCAACGCUAACAUGGACUGACACACAAUACAGUAAAGACUACUGAGGAAAUGAAGGGCUUGUUAGAGACAUUUCCAUGUGUCCUGAUGGUUGUCUGGCUGUUAUCACAGAGCUCAUUACUAAGAUGGUGAUAGAUAUUUGACUAUGUAUUUGUAAUGUUUCUGUAAAGCAGGCUAGUUACGUCCUGUGUGGCUCAGUUGGUAGAGCAUGACACUUGCAACGCCAGGGUUGUGGGUUCUAUUCCCACGGGGAGCAUUAUGAAGUAUGAAAAUAUAUGCACUUUCUUCUGUAAACUGCUCUUAUUUUGUAAAUGUACUCGGAUGUUACGACUUCCGCCGAAGUUGGCUCUCCUGCCUGUUCGGGUGGUGCUCAGCGGUCGUCGUCACCGUCCUACUAACCACUACCGAUCCCUUUUUCGUUUGUCUGUUGGUUUUGUCUUAUUAGUUUCACCUGUGUGUAUUUUGGUUUAAUUAACACUCUUAUAUGUAGUAGGUUGUCCCGCCCUUGUUUUGUGCGGGAUUGUUUUUGUAUUCAUGUCAUUUGGUGUAGUACUUGUGUUUUAUUCUCCGGUCUAUUUUGAUCCGUUGUCGGAUUAUUCACCCUGUGUGUUGGGUUGACCGUGUGUUUUUGUGCGCCGGAGAAUAAACUGUCGAAUCACUAAA
This is a messenger RNA of Oncorhynchus nerka (sockeye salmon), 2982 nucleotides long. RefSeq names its product class I histocompatibility antigen, F10 alpha chain-like. The record is from RefSeq and is a predicted model, not a curated record. Gene Ontology annotation, biological process: immune response. Bases 85 to 1359 code for a protein of 424 amino acids. Lineage: Eukaryota; Metazoa; Chordata; Actinopteri; Salmoniformes; Salmonidae. Gene Ontology annotation, cellular component: external side of plasma membrane. The transcript is spliced from 9 exons.